UGAAAGCCUCUGACUUGUCCCGAACAGCUUCAAGCCCGCUACCGUUCUUGUUCAUGUGCACGCUCUGCGUCGUCAGCGCGGCCACAGAUAGCUUCCAUUCCCGCAUCGAGGACGUGGCUGCGCAUCGCGUUCAGUUCAGUUCACGUUUCUCCGACCGGAUGCUUGAGCAGCGAGCUCUCGUCGGGCGCAUGUACUGGAGAUUGCAUGGGGCGGUGAUUACCUGGAGAGUUUCCUGCUCUGAUUUUUGAAAGCUCGUUGCGUACUUGCUCCUGCCUGAGAGGAUUGGAAAUCCCUGCACACAUCGAAGCAGCAUAUAGUUCUUUAUGGCCAACUAUUAUGAUUUAGAUGACAUUUUGACGGAAGAGGAGACUGUUAAUGUCCACUUCAGAUUCGAAGCUGCCGGCCUUGGCGUACUAGAUCCAGGUUCCGAGCAUGAAAAUAUAGAUGCCGGAUCCGAUGUCGAUAUUCCCUUAUGGCUCGCACAUGAUCUUUGCAACAGAAAAUUUGUCACCGUCAAGUUACCUUAUUUCUACAACGAGCGAGUGAAGAAGGAGAUUCGAGCUGAUGCUUCAUGCGUUGACUUGCGAAGAUGGUGCCCGUAUUUUUACGAAUUGGGCUUGAAACUAGCUCCAAUGUCUUCGGAUCCAACUUUGGGAUCUUUCCUACUCUACUGCCUUCAGGGCCGUUACAAGGAAAUGCUGUGCAAGUCUCACACGGUUGCUCUGACCACUGCUCCAAAGUUUGUCACAUUGUUGACCCAGGAAGAGUUUCAUUUAUUUGAGGCAGCUCGUGAUUCCAUGAAAGCGUUCAACAAGUGGAGGUUUCAAGGUUGCAGACUUGAGCGCGCUGCUGUACUGGGCAGAAAAAGGCGCCACAUUGCCGUUCUCUCCCCGUUCGAGCUGUCUUGAGUGAAAGUCCGUGAAUUCACAAUUGAUCGAUUCGAUCGAUCAACAGUCAAUCAUCUAUGAAGAGAAUUCACAAAUGAUGGAUCCAAUCUAUGACGAGACGUGGAGAGCUGACAUUGGUGAACACACACAAUUGAUUCUUUCUAUCAAUUAGAGGGGACAAGAGCUCGUGUUCUUCGGCUCUACAACAUGCGCUCAUUUCAGAUGUACAGAGGACAGCCCUUGGAAGAUUGUACAGAUAAAUGACGGCCUUGUGACUCUUAGAAAGGAGUACAGUGACUGAAACAAAGUUAAAUCCUCAUCGAAUGGAGUUAAUCGACAUAAUCCAAUGUAGUUGAGGCCUGCAGUGAACACCUACAUAUAGAUUGAAUCCAAUUUAGAACUGGAUUCAAUGAAAGGAAUCCAUGCUAGUAGUAGGAGGUCGAAUGUAAUAGAAUAAUGUAAUGGUUCUCAAAUGACGAAUGGAACAACAGAUCAACUCAAUGUUCCACACAUUCACCAAGGGAACCCGUGUCCGUAUAGUAACAGAUUUCGAGUGACGCUGGCAUCAACACACCAUAAAAGUUGGCAAAGCAAGCAAGUGGUGCAAGUUGUGGCAGAAAAGAUGAAAGUGGCUUCUCCCUUUUCAGCAUCUUGAAGCAUGGGGUGGUGCUUGUCGCCCAACAGUGGCGGGAUCACAUUGAUAACAUAUAGUCAUCUCUCUUUGGGUGGUCGGAACGUGUGCUCCUACAACCCCAACACUUGACAUGAAGGAUUCGCAGUGCAAUACGGAGGACCAGUGUGUGGCUUCUAUGGUCUCUAAUCUUGACCAAGUCGGCGCAAACUGCCUGUACAAAAAGUCGCAUUGCCUUUUAUGAUAAAGUCAAUGCGAGAACGACCUUUGCUGACGGAUAUCGUAAACUCUUCGACACACACAGAUGGACGAGUGACGUGUAUAAGCAACCUUCAAUGAACACAAAGAGGCUAGAAAUCAAUCUGUCGAUUAGGAGGCCUAGAUUCGGAGGUUCUCAGCUCUCUAGUUUCACUCAGAACAGCGCAAAGCUUUACUCAGAUCUUGCAACAAGGUCAAAAGCCACAUAUUGUACGUUCACACUUCACCUUGAUUAAAACCUCUAGAAAACAAUGGAUCUCGGUCACAAUGGAGGUCGAUACAGCAAAAUCAAAACAGCUGUAUCAAAAUACAACAGAUUCCUUUUGGAACAUCAAUCCUGUAGAUCUUCCAGCGGGAAGAAAGACUGGGCCUUUAAGGUGAAGAGAGGACUUGCUGGUGAGUUUUGCCAACGGGAUGCAGUCAAUAAUGUGAUGUUGACUAGCAUGAAACUUCUGCUCUAGUGGCAGGGUAUGGUUAUACGAAAAUGAUUUUAGCCCUUGCACUUGAAGAUGACCGGGAGAUGGAGCAACUAGAUGAGAGAAGAUGGAGAUUUGGAGGAAGAAAUGUACAUGGGUGAACUAGAUGGGCUACUCCAGCUCCAACUCUGGGAAAGUUUGCUCCCUCAGAGUAGCUUUGUGUGGGUUGAAGCUGAAGCUGAAGCAAGCUCCUAGGAGUCGGUUCCAGAAGCUUGAGGAUGCAACCCUUCACGAGAGCACGUCCAGACUUGAGUGUCUACUACGAUCAUGAAGAACUAACUCUACAUAAUAAUUUAUGUAGUUCGUGCACGUCACGAAAUUUCUACCCUACCCUGUCCUGUAGUAAUGAUUGUUCAUCGCAUCAUUUGAAUUACUUUUGUAUACAUGAUCAA
Marchantia polymorpha subsp. ruderalis is the source of this 2644-nucleotide messenger RNA. The record is from the annotation of a GenBank genome assembly. NCBI's taxonomy places the organism in Eukaryota, Viridiplantae, Streptophyta, Marchantiopsida, Marchantiales, Marchantiaceae.